Messenger RNA from Morone saxatilis (striped sea-bass), 1724 nucleotides. RefSeq names its product ETS transcription factor ELK3 (gene elk3). The record is from RefSeq and is a predicted model, not a curated record. Gene Ontology annotation, molecular function: DNA-binding transcription factor activity, RNA polymerase II-specific; sequence-specific DNA binding. NCBI's taxonomy places the organism in Eukaryota, Metazoa, Chordata, Actinopteri, Moronidae. Gene Ontology annotation, cellular component: nucleus. Gene Ontology annotation, biological process: regulation of transcription by RNA polymerase II; cell differentiation. The coding region runs from base 291 to 1442 and encodes 383 amino acids. The transcript is spliced from 5 exons.
UGUUGUGUGUGUGUGUGUGUGUGUGUGUGUGUUUACACAGACGGGAAUACUGCGCCAAAGGAAGUGCGCCGGUUCUCCGUCUGCGCGUCCCGACUUCCUGCUCUGAGGAGAGAGAAAAGCUGCGGAUCCGCUUUCAGACAGCAGCAGCAGCAGCAGCAUGGAACCUCAACACAACACACACACCCCGCUUUAAGACACAAACACACACACACACAUCACGCGGGGCAGACGGACAGAGGAGCAGCGGCCAUCCACAGCAGGAUCGCCUGUGUCUCUGGUGUCAUCCCGUCAUGGAGAGUUCCAUCACACUCUGGCAGUUCCUGCUGCAGCUGCUGCUCGACCAAAGCCACAAACAUCUCAUCUGCUGGACGUCCAAUGACGGCGAGUUUAAGCUGCUUAAAUCUGAGGAAGUGGCCAAGCUGUGGGGGCUGCGCAAGAACAAAACCAACAUGAACUAUGACAAAUUGAGCAGAGCCCUACGCUACUACUAUGACAAAAACAUCAUCAAGAAGGUGAUUGGCCAGAAGUUUGUCUACAAGUUUGUGUCGUUUCCUGAGAUUCUGAAGAUGGACCCUGCGAUGGUGGAGUCGGGCCGCAGCAGCGAGGAAAGUGGGGGUAUGACGUCAGAGCCUGAACCUGAAGACGAGGAUGGGGGUGGGAGAAACCAAUACCUCCACUCCGGCCUGUACUCCUCCUUCACCGUCAGCUCCCUGCAACACUCCCUAGAACCACACCAGCCCAUCAAGAUGGAGCCCAGAUCCGAUCACCAUGAUGACAGCUCCUCUGUCAUCCGAUUCAUAACCAACCGCGGCCACUCCUCCCUACCAUCCACCCCACUCCCAUCCUCGAAUGAGACCUUCCAUUCCUCCAGGCCAUCUUCUCAGCAGGCCUGCUCUUCCUCAUGCUCUUCCUCCCCGCCACAAAGCCCCGCCCACACACUGUGGAGGGGACGGAACCAGAGCACAGAGACUGGCGAGUUAGAGCAGAGCGCUCAACCUCUAAACCUGUCAUCUGGUCAGAGGGAGAGAGUGAGGUCAAAAAGCACAACGACGCCAGAGAGGAGGGGUUUGGCCAAUAGUGUGCCUUUGAAAAGCAGGAAACCCAAAGGCUUGGAAAUCUCCGCCUCCUCUCUCCUCCUGACAGGAAGUGACCUAGUCUCCAUUGCUCUCAACAGCCCGGCGCUGCCUUCAGGGUCCCUGACCCCUGCCUUCCUCACUGCACAGACUCCGUCUGGUCUGCUGCUCACUCCCAGUCCUCUGCUCUCCAAUAUCCAAUUCUGGUCCAGCCUGAGUCCAGUGGGACCCCUCAGCCCUGCCCGACUGCAGAGCCACGCCCCCCUUUUUCAGUUCCCCACACUGCUGAAUGGACCCAUCCCUGUGCCUUUACCCAGCAUGGACGCUCCGUCUCCUCUCCUGCUCUCCUCCAGCUCCCACAAGUCCUGAUACCAGCUCGACCUCCAGAGGGGAACUGGGCCAAACCAGGCCGAGCUAGGCCACAUCAGCACAGAUAAGGACCAAGCCAAUCAGCCUUAAACUCUGAUGAUGAACCACACAGAAGUCUGACUUUCUUGGAGUGAAAUUACACUUUCAUCUGAAACCUGUUCCUUUGCAUUUAUCAUAUGAAGAAACAGGAGCUUAACUCUGAAGCUUUGCUCUCUGAGUAGAGUAUUUGCAUUUACAUUUCAUUGUGUGUUCACUAAAGGUCAACUGCUCAUGUUCUUUACA